Molecule: messenger RNA, 1171 nt
Organism: Daldinia loculata
Lineage: Eukaryota; Fungi; Ascomycota; Sordariomycetes; Xylariales; Hypoxylaceae
Exons: 4
Coding region: 292-906 (204 amino acids)
Source: RefSeq, a predicted model, not a curated record
UUUAGGUAGUUACAUAAUGUAACAUGUAAGAAGUUGUUCCUUAAUCUAUAUUAUUCUGUGCCUUGAUCUGUUUAUAUAUGAAUCUAAAGUGGGAGUUAAAACAAUCAGGUGAUCAAUUUAUUCAGCCUCAGCUGCCCUUCGAUUCAUUCUAAUUCUACUUGUGUCACGCGUCGUCUAUUCUCUACAGUAACAGAUUAUUCUCGACACUGGACGAUUGCUGUCCAAAUUGUCUGCGGGAAGUCGACAUAAACAGCUGCCAGAGCCGUUGAAACUACUGCCAAGGCUGUCAUCAUGUCUACCACACCUAGAUCAUCAUCACCAGUGAAACAAUCACUUUCUCAGGAUGAAAUGGCAGGUGAUCAAUCAAUGAUGGUAGAGUUACCAACUCAUUUGGGUGACCAAACUGAGUUCGUUGAUCCCGAGGAAGAUGUGACGGUAAAGCUACAUUCACAAUCACAAUCACAGCCGCGAUCGCCUCCACGGACUCAGGGCCCCAAGGUCGAUCAGGGCCAAGACAUAUCGCUUAUGGCUAGACAGUUGGACCGUCAACGUCAGACACGAACCCCCGAGCCACAAAAGCGACGGAGUAAUAGGUCUGAAAUGCAGAGCCCCGGCCAUCUCGUUGCAUUUGAUUGGGAAGACUUCGAGGAUCGCUAUGAGAAAGCUCUACAAGAGGCUGAUGAGCAAGAGAAGCAGCUCUUGGAAGAGUUUGAUACUCUUGUCAAGUACUUCAACGUCUGGGCGUCAGCUUCGUCCGCCCAUGAUAAUGAGAGAGCGGUCAAAAGAUUACAAACUCGCGAAAGACAUGUGCGCCUUUCUGAGCAAGCACUCUUACAAAAGAAGCAACAUCUAUCCGAAGUAGUGAAGGCCUUCCAGAGUGCUCUGGCACUUCUAAGAUCAACUUAAGCCCACGUAUUAUAUGUUUAUAUGGCGGUGCAUGAUAUCAGUGUGCAUACAAUGAAUAUAGGUGAGGUUUACGACUUGACGACUUUUACGAUGCUUAUGAAUUAAUUACGAUAUGAACUUGUACUUAGCUGCAUACAUACAAUUUGCUACCGUAUCUAGCCUUAUGAUCUAUAUUUUACAUUGAUGUCUUCUUGACAUUUGGUAUGCCUCGUUCUCAGGUAAUGAAUACAUUGUACUUAGGUACAUAGGUACAUAUACGUAGGUA